UAUAACAGUACACCACCGUCAUGCAGUUGGGUUAAGUCAGUGACAGUGCGACACAAAGAAAAGCCCUAAAAGGUUGCGAAAGAUUAGUCGAUGGCGGAGACGAAGCACGAAGAAGACGAACAACAACAACAACAACAUUCACACUCAAUGCCUACGAAGCGGAAAGCGGAUUUGAUCUCCGUAGACGAAGACAGAAACGAAAGCGAAGUUUCAAAAAAGAAGCAGAUGUUGCAGCAAUCGUCUUCUGCUGACAAAGAUUCUUCUUCGAAGAUCGAGGAGUAUGAAGAAGAAGAAGAAGAAGACGAUGACCAAGAGGACUAUGAGGAUGAGGAUGAGGAUGAGGGCGACGAUGACGAUGACGAUGAAGACGAAGAUGGCGAUGAGCAUUCGAAUGGGGAAGCGGAGGUUGAUCGUAAGGGCAAAGGGAUUUUGAGAGAAGACAAGGGAAAAGGGAAAUUGAUUGAAGAGUGUGACGAUUCGAGCAACGAAUCGUCAGACGGCGAUAGCAGCGAUCUGUCGGAAGAUCCCCUUGCUGAGGUCGAUUUGGAUAACAUUCUCCCCUCGAGGACCCGGAGUAGACGCGUAGUUCAGCCCGGACUUCAUAUUUCUAAUGCUCCCGGCAACAAUCAUGACGAUGGCAGUCACUGAUGAUGCUUAAUUCAGAAGCAGUGAAUUUACCUCUCUCGUGGAUGCAAGCAUUUGGGCCAAACCAAGUUAAAUAUUGUGCGACUGUUUUGGGUAUGCUUCCAUUAUCACUUGGGUUCAUAUUUUAAUAUGGGGUAUCAGAGUUUUGAAGGUGGGAUUUUAUUUCCAACACUUUGGACACCAGAUAAAAAUGGCAAGUGCACUAUAAACAGCAUGAGUCUUGCAUUGCAUUGUUGCAAAAAUUGCAAUGCAUAUUUUGUCAUGAAAGUAAAAAUUAGAUGAAUUAAUGCUAUGCUAUUUUUAAAAUUGUUGCUAUGAGAAUGAUUACUACUUGUACCUUUGUCAUGGUUGAAGGGGAAUUAAAUGCU
Messenger RNA from Camellia sinensis, 1013 nucleotides. RefSeq names its product nucleolin. The record is from RefSeq and is a predicted model, not a curated record. NCBI's taxonomy places the organism in Eukaryota, Viridiplantae, Streptophyta, Magnoliopsida, Ericales, Theaceae.